ACAGACAAAACCUGAAAAACCGGACAUUUCAGAUUUUAAAUGUUUAUGGUGUAAUGCUAUUGUCCCAGAAACCACAUGACCAAAUGUGUUAAUAGGAAGAUGACUGUGCCUGUGUAGAGUUCCUCUCUGUCUUUGUGUUGAUCUCUCAUGGAGUGCAUGUUUGGUUGACAAUCAAAAACCAUGAAAAUUGCUAUUUUUGCCACAUGUAUGUUCUACCUUCAUCUUGUGGCCCCUCAAGACACAGAUCGCUAUUCUUACUGUGACAGCUGUCUAACAGCAGCUAGAGAGAUUGAAAAAGCCAUAAAGGAAGCCCCAGCUGUGAGAAGACAGACAGUGGCAGAGAAGCUUCUUGGUGGGCAACUAUGUGACAAACUUCCACUUUCUAAUCACCACCACAAAGAAAAAAUGAAAUCCUCUUGCAAGCACCUGCUUGAUACUUAUCGAGAGCAUUUUCUCGCUGCUUUGGCGAAUAAAGAGCCAGAGAAUCUGUACAUAACGCUGUGUUAUGAGCAGUCUCAUGCGUGUGUUGGGGUCAGACGUCAGACUUUUGAGGAUUCCAAAGCUACUUUCAAAGAUGCUGAUAUUGAUGCCAUGCUGCGGGACAAUAAAGAAAACGUGCGUAUGGCUCAGCCUAUACAUGCAGGAUCAUCUCCACACAAAGGGAACGCGAACAGGUCGCGUGCACGGUACUGGAACGUGCCCUGGCCGCGCGCUGCUGUUACUAGGAGGCGCUGUUGGAGCCCGGAAGAGCUGCGAGUAGAGAUGGUGAUGAUGGUCAAACCGAGGACCAAGGAAAGAAGGCAGGAGCUGUCUUUCCUUCUCCGUUGUGCAGCCGCUGGAGCCGUGCUUUCCCCGCUGCUGAGCGCAGAGCAGCGGACAGAGAUGUGUGGCCACAGACUGAAGGCCACUCAGAUGGAGCUUAGCAGACAGAGUCAUCAGAGGAACAAGCUUUUGGUCCGAGUGCAGGGCAUACUGGAUCAGGCCCAGACGCACAAAGUCUCAUGUAAAGAAGAUGACAAGCCAUCAGUUUGUAAAUCUGCAACAGGCUACACCCUGGUCACUGACUCUCCUGGGCUGUCCACAAGUUCCGGGUUUGGUUUUGAGACGAAUGGACGUGCAAAUCCAUGCUCUGAGACCCCCAUCCUCAACGGUUACAAGGCAGAGAGGGAAGCAACUGAGGAGGAAGAGGAUGAGGAUGAAGACAUCAGUUUGGACAGCCUUCUUAAGAGGUCCAGGGAGUAUGUGAAGAGAGAACAGAGUCAACAUUCAGCUAAAGUUGUCCGCAGCGUGAGCCAGACCCCCUCACCUGAGGCGGUCAAAGAGAAGAAGAGCUGCAGUCCUGCGAGGGACACAGGUGUUGAGUUUGGAUUCAGUCUGCACCACAGCCCCAUUGGCCCACCUCCCAUCCAGCAUCAAGCUUUCUGUGACCCCAGUCCUCAGAGGUCUGUCUGCGCCUCACCUGCCAAAGCGGACCGGUUUGCUUGUCUUCCCAGUCCGGAGCCCAGCAGUAGUCCUCGCCCUCACAGACGCAAGCCACGGCCGGUUUCCACAGGGAACAUUCAUUUUUCGUUUCCCAUUGGCCCAGCAGACCUUAUCCCUAGAAGCCCAGGCAGGUCAGCGGAAAGUGCCGGCAAGGCAGACUGGGGGGAAGCUGUGUCAGUGGGUCUAAAGUCCAGCAGUCAGGUGGGCUCAGAGGGAUGGGACCCCCCUAUCAGGAAUGGCAGCCGUCCAAACACCAGUCCGGCACAGGAGCACCAAAACCCCGCGGGGGCUUCGCUUCCCGGCUCGGUGGUGCAGCGUGAUCACAUGACUGCGGGAUAUCGUCGGCGCUGCCACACAUUGGACAGCCACCUGAGUCCCCAGCAGUCCGCCGCUGAGCCCGCAGACCGCAGCCAGGAGAGGCUGCCGCGCUUCAUGGCAGGCGUAACGUGGCUGGCUCAAGGUCGGCGGACCCCCGCAGCCCCCUUAAACCGGUCAUACGAGGUAGAGAACCCCUCGGCGUCUCUGCUGAGGCCCUGCAUUCCCCCUAACUCUCUCACAUUGGGGAUGGAGAGCGAUGAUUCCCUGGGGCAAAGCGAGGGCAGGAAAAUGCCAGCGGUCAGUCCAGCUCAAGCGCUGGUCAACCAGACUGAGGAGGCCCAGUGGCGAGCGCAGGCAUUGGAGGACAUGAAGAGGCGCCUAGAGGAGGAGCAUGCCCUGCAAAUGUCUCGACUCCUUGCUGAGCAGGAGAAGGAGCAACAGCGCCUCUGUCUGGAGCUUGAAGAGGCAGAGAGAAUACUGAAAGAGCAGGGAGGUGUGCGACCUCUCAGUGGGGACACUAGGGGUUUGAACUGUAGACCAGUGAGUGGCUGCUGUCCUAUCAUGAGCCCCUCCUGCCCAGGACAAAGUCCCAUCCACACACCAUCUGAGCGGUCACCUGGACACAGUAUAGGUUCACUAGGUUUUCCCAGUUGUGGACCUUCUAAUGUGUCCUCUCCCACCGUCCAGACUCCCGUUUAUCUUUGGGGUUCCACGUGGCCAGCUAACAAACCUCGGGGAAGACUUAGUCUGGUUCUGACUGCUGAGCAGCAGAAGUCGUUCUGUCGAAUUGGUGCCCUCGUUCGCGGCUUCCUCGUACGCCAACUGCUCAAAACAGAGAAAUUGAAACACCUACGCCAAACUAUUGUGGACACACAGGAGUUCAUCCGCUCUUUUCAUUCUGAAGCUGGAAAGAAGCGAAGUAGCUGCUCAGCUCAAGAUCUCUCCCUGCAGGAGCGCGUCAGAGCCCAGCUGCGUGCAGCCCUUUAUGAUAUCCACGAUAUCUUCUUUGAAAUGCCUUUGGGGGAUCGCCUAGCGCUGCUGCAGCAGGACAGGGAACUGCGAGCAGAGAGGAAGCUGCGAGACCUGGAAAAAGCAAAGUGCCCCAAAGAGCGAGUGGUUCUCUCUGCUGCCACACAGAGAUCUCUGGACAGGAAAAAGAGGGUCAGUGAAUCCCCAGCGCAGGUCAGCAAGAUGCAGCACAAGCCAAAGAGCCCCACCACUAACAGGGUUCAGAAGCCACAUCAAGGCCAGAGUUCCUCUGCUCAAAGUCAGCUGAACCGUCAGGGGAGCUGGUACAGAAAGACUCCAGAGGUGAAAGCAAAGCGCUCCGACAGCCUGAAGAAGCAGCACUCUCUGGGUUAACACAUGACCCAAAAUCACCUGUGAACUUGAUCUCCUUCUUCGUGUUUUAUCAAAAACAUUUUACCACUGAAACCCUGGAGGGCGCUGCUAACCUUUUGACUGUUUCAGUCUUCUGUCUGAAGUUCAGAUGAUUGUAUUCAGUGGCACACCUUUUACCUGCCGAUACUCUGUCACAUUGUCACUGUUUUAACUGCCACCACCUGCUGAAAAAAUUUGGUGAUAAAAGCUGAAUGUUUGUCACAAGAUGAUCUGAAUCCAUUAAUUACAGCUGCACUUAAGUUCACGCCAGAGAAAGGUCUGACCUAAAUGGAUGAUGGUUGAUUCUGUGCCUGGGAACUUUGCCUUUGCUGGGAUAUUUUAGCAUGCUAAUAUUUAUCAGCUGCAUUCAUAUUAUAAAGUGCUUUUAGUGGUAGGUAGCUACACAAUGAAGAAGUGAUAAAGUACAGUAUUGGGCUGUGUAAAGUUCACUCAGAUAUGAUUUUGUUCAAGGGCUCUGAGUGCCUUUGUGUGCUAGCUGAGGUUGUGGUGCUUGGAUUACAACACUUGUGUUUCACCAUUAUGCUUUAUCUAUGGCUAGUGUUAAAAAAGCUGUCACACAUAAUUAGAUACAUAGCAGGUAAGUAGCAUCAGUUGUAAUUUGUAAAGUAUAUAUAUAUAUCU
Molecule: messenger RNA, 3822 nt
Organism: Menidia menidia (Atlantic silverside)
Lineage: Eukaryota; Metazoa; Chordata; Actinopteri; Atheriniformes; Atherinopsidae
Source: the annotation of a GenBank genome assembly